AGGGGCCGGGCACCCCGCCCUGCUGCCACCGGGGGUUGGGUGCCCAUGGCCCUGCGCCGCUCAGAGACUCUCCCGUGCAGUUGGCUGCGGGUGCCGCGACUUGGGAAGCUGAGCUGAGACCGCCCCGCCUGACGCGGCCCGGCUGCUGAGCAGGAGGCAGCGGCCGGUGAGGGGACGGGGACAUGGCGGAGACCGGCUCCGUGCACGCCACCAGGUUCGAGGCGGCCGUGAAGGUGAUCCAGAGCUUGCCCAAGAAUGGUUCAUUUCAGCCAACGAAUGAAAUGAUGCUCAAGUUCUAUAGCUUUUAUAAGCAAGCAACCCAAGGACCCUGUAACAUUCCACGACCUGGAUUUUGGGAUCCAAUUGGUAGAUAUAAAUGGGAUGCUUGGAGUGCCUUGGGAGACAUGUCCAAAGAAGAAGCCAUGAUAGCCUAUGUUGACGAAAUGAAGAAGAUUCUUGAGAGUAUGCCAAUGACGGACAAAGUUGAAGAAUUACUACACGUAAUAGGCCCAUUCUAUGAAAUAGUAGAAGAUAAAAAGAACAGAGGAUCUGACCUAACUUCAGUUCGAAUGGAGAAAGUUUCUAAGUAUUUGGAAGACCUUAGUAAUGUCAUGAAUUCUACUCCAAAUAUAAAGGCUGUGAAUGGAAAAGCUGAAAGCAGUGAUAGUGGAGCAGAAUCAGAAGAAGAAGGCCUUCGUGAAGAGGAAGAAAAAGAACUACAGCUAAAUGGAAAGGACUAUAAGGAUGUGAAACCAGAAUCAGCAGCUGCUAAGGAUUUGGAAAACGUUGUUACUAAUGGCUGUUACAAGGACAGCUUUAUCCCAGAUAUGCAGAAUGGCAUCCAGACCAAAUCUGCCCUGAAUGGCUUGAACCCAGAGGAAGAAAUAAAGAAAAUAGAGCCAAACCUAGAAAAAUCUAGUAACUGUGCUCACCAAGGUGCAAAUGAAGAGAAUACUGAAGAAGUUUCAUCAGCUCAGCACUUAACCAGUGAUUCAGACAGUGAAGUUUAUUGUGACUCUAUGGAGCAACUUGGACUAGAAGAGCCCUUGGAGAUCAUCACAUCAGCUAAAGGAUCUUUAAAGCAUUCAUCCCAUUUCUUGGAUGUAGAUCAUGGUCUUCCAUUACAAAAUAUGGAUUUUUCAAGGCACACUUGCAUGACUUCUGAGCAUCUCCAAUCUGGAAAUACUGUUGAGGGCGCAGCUCAAGAACAAGGUGAAGUCAAGUGUGGAGGAGAAGAUGGCAAAGCCAGUAAUGGGGGCCCUCACAAGGAAAAGAAAGGCGGAGAAAAAGCAGAUUUCUACAAUGUCAGAAGAGGGAGAGGGCACAGACUUCAGCCUCUGGGAGAUGGUUCACAAGGUGGACAGAUGGGCAGUGGAGGGGAUGGAGAGCGCUGGGGAUCAGAGAGGGGCCCCAGGGGCAGCCUCAACGAGCAGAUCGCGGUGGUGCUGAUGCGGCUGCAGGAAGACAUGCAGAAUGUUCUUCAGAGGUUGCAUAUGCUGGAGGCAGUUACAGCAUCACAGGCAAGAUCUGCAACGCUACAGUCAAAUUAUCAGCCUGAUUCCUCUGUCAAGAAACCAUCAUGGUGGCCCUUUGAAAUUUCUCCUGGUAUUUUAGCUUUUGCUAUUGUAUGGCCAUUUAUUGCCCAGUGGUUGGUACAUGUGUAUCUUCAAAGAAAGCGAAGAAAACUGAACUGAGAAUUCUUGACUUUUGCUUAAAGAGUGCUAGAAGAUGGCCCUGGAAAGCAAAGGAAUUCUGAAUUCUCAUAGAAUCUCAGGAUCUGGGGUGAUGUUCCUGCAGUUAUAAUAUUUUGUACUACCUUUGAGCUAAACAUUUAAGGACUAACAUUAUUGAAACUUGAAUGAUUCACAGCUCCUAGGU
Calypte anna (Anna's hummingbird) is the source of this 1878-nucleotide messenger RNA. RefSeq names its product acyl-CoA binding domain containing 5 (gene ACBD5). Gene Ontology annotation, biological process: fatty acid metabolic process; autophagy of peroxisome. Bases 183 to 1694 code for a protein of 503 amino acids. NCBI's taxonomy places the organism in Eukaryota, Metazoa, Chordata, Aves, Apodiformes, Trochilidae. Gene Ontology annotation, molecular function: fatty-acyl-CoA binding. The transcript has 13 exons. The record is from RefSeq and is a predicted model, not a curated record. Gene Ontology annotation, cellular component: peroxisome.